This is a messenger RNA of Diaporthe citri, 1017 nucleotides long. RefSeq lists its product as uncharacterized. Gene Ontology annotation, biological process: fatty acid beta-oxidation. The transcript is spliced from 2 exons. Gene Ontology annotation, cellular component: mitochondrion. Gene Ontology annotation, molecular function: enoyl-CoA hydratase activity. The coding region runs from base 1 to 1017 and encodes 338 amino acids. NCBI's taxonomy places the organism in Eukaryota, Fungi, Ascomycota, Sordariomycetes, Diaporthales, Diaporthaceae. The record is from RefSeq and is a predicted model, not a curated record.
AUGCCUCCCCGCCCGAGAGCCAUCCUCGCGCAGAGGCCGUUCCAGGCCCUCGCCGCCCGCAGGUGCUACUCCACCGCAAACGAGGCACCCCUGAUCCGCGUCACCAACGUGCCCGCGCCCAACACGGGCCACAUCCGGGUCCUCGAGCUGAACCGGCCGUCGGCGCGGAACGCCAUAUCCAGGGCCCUGCUGGCGUCCCUGCGCGGCGAGAUAGACGACGUCCACUCGCAGUAUGACGCGGCGACGGGGGAGGAGCUGGCCGCGAAGAGCUGGAACAAGAGGUUCGGGGGCGCGGCGGGCCAGGACGACAAGGGCCCCACGAGGGCCCUGAUCCUUGCCAGCGCGGUGGACAGCUCCUUCUGCGCGGGCGCGGACCUGAAGGAGAGGAGGGGCUUCACGCCCGAGGAGACAGCCGCCUUCCUAGCCCUCCUCCGCUCGACUUUCACCAACAUCUCCACUCUGCCUGUCCCGACCAUCUCGGCAAUCAGCUCUCUCGCCCUCGGUGGCGGGCUGGAGCUCGCCCUGUCCACGCACUUCCGCGUCCUGUCCUCCAACGCCGUGAUCGGUCUGCCCGAGACGAGGCUAGGCAUCAUCCCCGGCGCCGGGGGCACACACCGUCUGCCCUCCCUGAUAGGCAUCGGGCGUGCGAGAGACCUGAUCCUCACAGGCAGGCGGGUGUCCGCGCCAGAGGCCUACUUCCUGGGCAUCGCGGACCGGCUGGUCGAGGUCGUGCCGGAGAGCGAGGAGGACGUGGAGAAGCUGAAGAACGGGGACAAGGCGGCCGCGGACCAGAUUCUCUCGUCGGCGAGACGGGAUGUGCUGAGUGAGGCUGUCAGGCUAGCCACGGAGAUCAGCGAGGGCGGACCGGUCGCGACGAGGGCGGCGUUGCAGGCAGUGCAGAGGCCGCACGAGGAGGUGGAGAACGCGAUGUACGACAGGGUCGUCAGGACGGAGGAUAGGGAUGAGGCGCUGAAAGCGUUUGCCGAGAAGAGGAAACCAGUGUUCAAGGGGAGGUGA